Messenger RNA from Arctia plantaginis, 2988 nucleotides. The record is from the annotation of a GenBank genome assembly. NCBI's taxonomy places the organism in Eukaryota, Metazoa, Arthropoda, Insecta, Lepidoptera, Erebidae.
AUGAUUUUAGAGUAUAUAAUCAAGUUCCAUUUACAAGAGUGUAUUAAUAUUUUAUCGCAACCGGACAAAUUAGGCUAUUACAGCGUUAAAAUCGAUUUUUUGAAACUAUUCGAGACAUAUCCUGAUGUUGGAGACAAAGUAUUAUGCGAUCCUGUGGUGAGCCUGCCAGCCUGUGACAAGGAUGUGAUAAAAGCUCAACAACAAAUACUAGAAGGUGAUGAAUACAAAUCAAUUUUGUCGAAGUUACAAUACAGUUUUAUAAAACGGAAUGUUCACGCAAGAUUUUUUGGCUUACCAGUAUGUCCAGAACUACAUAGGACUAUAUUUCCUAAAAAUGUGGAUUUGGGAUGUUUUUUAAAAGUAACUGGCACAGUUGUCCGAGUCACACAAUCUAAAAUGCUAGAAUAUCAUAGGAAGUAUGUAUGUGUCAAAUGUAAUUAUGAGAAUUGUCAAGAAGCUCAAUUUGAAAACAGAUAUAUUUUAAAGCCUCCAUCAAAAUGUGGCAAUGACAUCAAAUCUUGUAGGAGUUCUACAUUUUCAGAAGUACAGCUCGUUUCAAGAGAACAUUGUAAAGAUUAUCAAGAAAUAAAAAUACAGGAACAAGUUAAUAAGUUAAGUAUUGGUACAAUACCAGGAUCUUUGUGGGUUGUGUUGGAAGAUGAUCUAGUAGAUUGUUGUAAACCUGGUGAUGAUGUUCUAAUUUGUGCAACAGUACGACGUCGCUGGAGGCCUGUUGGACAAAAUAAGAAAUCAGAAGUAGAACUAGUUCCACAAGCAAAUUAUAUAGAAGUAUGCAAUGCCCAAAGGUCAGAAGUGAUAGCUACAGCCCCUGAUAUUAAAGAGUGUUUCAAUGAGUUUUGGGCUAAGUAUGAAGCUUGUCCCUUGAAAGGAAGGGACCGAAUUUUAGCAGCAGUGGCUCCCCAGGUUUAUGGUCUUCAUCUGGUGAAGUUAGCACUGUUGCUUACAGUUAUUACAGGAUCAAACCAUAUUAUAGAAAAUGACAUAAAUAAAAAAACUGUUCAAGACGAAAAGCACUCGACUCGAGUCCGUGGACAGUGUCACCUUCUUCUAGUUGGAGACCCAGGUACUGGUAAAUCGCAGCUGCUUCGAGUGGGUUCAGAACUGACGGCACGCUCCGUAUUCACUUCGGGCGCCGGCAGUACCAGGGCAGGUCUUACAUGCGCUGCGCUUAGAGAAGACGGAGAAUGGCAUUUAGAAGCAGGUGCACUUGUGCUAUCUGAUGGUGGGGUGUGUUGUAUUGACGAGAUCUCACAGCUACGCGUCCAUGAUCGCACGGCCAUACACGAAGCCAUGGAACAGCAAACUAUAUCUGUAGCUAAGGCCGGCAUCGUAUGUAAACUGAAUACUCGAUGUGCCAUCAUUGCAGCAUGCAACCCUAAAGGACACUACGACACCGAUCAACCUUUAAGUGUUAAUGUAUCUCUCGGAACUCCAUUGUUAAGUAGGUUCGAUUUAAUAUUUAUAUUGUUGGAUUCAAAAAACAAAACCUGGGACAAACUUGUCUCGUCUUAUAUACUUUUUGGAGAUUCAAAUGCUAGUGAAUCAAAGAAGUGGAAUCUGGAAAAACUGCAGAUGUACAUUGACUUAGUAGGUCCUCGAUUUACGGAAAUGACUAAAUCAGCAAAUAUGAUACUUCAAUCCUACUACAUGCUCCAAAGGAGGUCAGAACACCGAGAUCCGUCGAGGACCACUGUGAGAAUGUUAGAUAGCUUAGUAAGAUUAUCUCAAGCCCACUGUCGUCUUAUGUAUCGUACAACUAUAUUGCCAAUGGAUGCCAUUAUUGCAAUAACUUUAGUGGAUUUGUCAAUGCAAGAUUGCACACUCGAUGAUACGACGGAUGCCUUACAUUCUACUAUCCCGAAAUACUCGGACUAUGAGUACUUACAAACUGCUAAAAAACUCCUAACGCAACUGAAUUUGUUAGAUAUAUGGAGAAAUGAAUUGUUAUAUUAUGCCAAGUUAUUACAAGUAGAUCAUAAAACAUUAGAAAACGAUCUAGAAAAUGGUAAUUGUAAAAUAUUUGCUAAACAUGAAGAUGUUACUGAUGACAAUAUACAGCUUUCUGCAUCCUUGAUAACUAGUUCUUAUUUCCAUAAUAAUAAAAAUACUAAAAAGGUCGAUGUUAAUUUAGUAGACGACACAGAGACAUCUACUAAAAAAGACAAAAACUUUAAAAGUCCAAUUAAUGAGAGGUUAGCAGCGACAUUAAAAAAGCACGCAGCUUUAAAUAAGACAGAAAAUGAACCGACAACUAAAAAGAAAAACAUUAACAAAAGAAAAAGAAAAGAAAUUACAGCAGACACCAGUCUAGUAAAAAGAAAAUUGAUUAAAAAAGGAAAAAAAUCAAAAGACAAAACUGAUGGUGAUCAUGAUUAUAUUUGUAAUAGUGAUGAAGAGUUUGAUGAUAACGUAAAUAUGUUAAAUGUAGUGCCAAGUGUAAAUGAUGCAUUAGCUGAUUUAGGUAUUGACUUCAGGUUUGAAAGUGAUACAAACGAUAAUAAUAGAAACGAAAAUAUGAAAACGGAAUCGGAAGAAAAUGAAAUGGAAGUUAUUAAUGUGCACAGAGAUAAGGCAUCAAAUUCUGGUUUUAAUAAGCAAGAAGUAAUAGACAAACGAGCUAUCGGAUCUAAUAACAAAACUGAAGUCCAACAAAAUACAGCCAACAAAUUAAAACAGUUUCAGUUUGUUAGCAACCAUGACCCUGAUAAAUAUGAAGAGAAAUCCCAUAAAGUAAUUGAUACUUCAUCAAAUAAACUUACAAGACUUGAAUUGGAACAUGAAAAAGACAUUUUUAAAUCAGCUUCAAAAUCAAAAACCCAUAUAUCAAUGUUUGAGACUUCAGUGAAAACAAAUACCACUUUAAAAGAAAAUAAUCCAAAUUCUUCAUCAAGUAAUAAAGUUUUAAAUUCAGGUUCACAAAUAUCUAUAUUUGAAAGUUCAGAUUGUGAUAUAGAUCUAGAUAUUUAA